AUGUUUAUCAUCAAGGUGGCGAAGCUGGGGGCCUUGGCUCUCCUAGCCGUUAGCCGUGUCAAGGCUGACGAUGGCGGUGACUGUACCGUCGGUCUCGACUUGAUUACCCGCACUCUUGGCCACAUCACGUACACCCUUCUUCGACCGGACACGAGCAAGCCCUGGGAAGAAUUCAUGGAGGCGACGGACAUUGCCCUCGCCGUGGCUGAAACUGGCGCCGUUACCGCUACUGUUACUGAGACGGCCACGGUGAUCGAGCCUGUCAAGAAGGUCGUGACUGUCACUUCUGUUGAGACCGUGACCAAUGUUCAGACUUCGGUGUCGACUUACACCGAGGAUAUCACCGUCUCCUACAUUGAGACUCUCACCAGCUACAGCACUACCACUAACACCGUUUCUCCCCUGGCCGCUACGACCCCUGGCAUCCCCGUUGAUAUGAAGCUUGCGAAGCGCGACAUGACCACCGUGACUAUCUAUGGAGGCUAUGGCAACCCGUCGACGUCCACAACUGGUUCCUCGACUACGACGGUGAGCGCCACAUCUACCACGACCGUCUUUGGGACAUCUGGUAUGACAUAUGCAUCGGGCCUGCCUCCCACGUCACCAUCCACCUCGCCCAGCCAGUCAGGCAGCAGCCCUUCUCUGACUCAGAGCAGCGGCAACGGUACAUUGAAUACGACGACUGCAUCGUCUGCAACUUCAUCGGCGGUCUCGGUCACGGCUUUGUCGACCUCGGCCUCGACGACCCUAACUGUCUCUGCUGAGAGCGAGACGGCUCCGCGCCCCGCCAAGCCGACUGCCACUGUCAACUCCAGCGCUGGGCGAGGUGUGCCUGAGACCAUAACCGGGGCCAUGCUGGGCACUGUCGCUCUGUGGGCCAUGUUCGCAAUGGUCAACUAA
This is a messenger RNA of Sporothrix brasiliensis 5110, 900 nucleotides long. RefSeq lists its product as uncharacterized. The record is from RefSeq and is a predicted model, not a curated record. Lineage: Eukaryota; Fungi; Ascomycota; Sordariomycetes; Ophiostomatales; Ophiostomataceae. The transcript has 2 exons. The coding region runs from base 1 to 900 and encodes 299 amino acids.